Cucurbita moschata (crookneck pumpkin) is the source of this 3449-nucleotide messenger RNA. RefSeq names its product transforming growth factor-beta receptor-associated protein 1. The record is from RefSeq and is a predicted model, not a curated record. Gene Ontology annotation, cellular component: membrane; cytoplasm. The coding region runs from base 179 to 3217 and encodes 1012 amino acids. Gene Ontology annotation, biological process: endosomal vesicle fusion; vesicle-mediated transport; intracellular protein transport. The transcript is spliced from 14 exons. NCBI's taxonomy places the organism in Eukaryota, Viridiplantae, Streptophyta, Magnoliopsida, Cucurbitales, Cucurbitaceae.
AAAAUGGGGGCUUUGGUAACGUUGAAAUGACAUUUUGCCCAAUUUACCAACGAAAGAACGCCCCAACUUCCGAUCAAACAAUCAGUUCAGAUCAGCUACCUUCCUUCCAUCUUCAUCUUCCAUUAAUGCCGUUUCUGAGCUAGCAUUCUGGAGGAUCAAUUUGCUUCUCUCCCACUCAAUGGCCAAGCCCGAAAGGGCUGUUCUUGAACCACUCGGUGAGGAGUUCGAUAUAUCCACUCAUUUUCGUACUUCAAUUAGAUCUCUCGCCGUCUCCCCUCUCUCUGAUUCCCAGACCCUAAUUUUCGCCGGAACUAAAUCUGGGGCACUUAUUUUAUUCUCUGCAACUCCGGAAUCUUCAAGUUUUACCGCACUUGGUUCGGAAACAACCGGCUUGGAUGCUGCUCCCAGAGUUGUCUCUUCAUCGGAGGGGUUUUCACUUGUUAGGAGUGUUGCGGUUAGCGUUUCCUCAAUUGUGUAUUUGAAUGUUCUUCGUGGAAUUGAUAAGGUUUUAGUACUUUGUUCCGAUGGGUUUCUGUAUAUUGUUGAUUCACUUCUUUUAGUGCCAGUAAAGAGGUUGACCGGUUUGAAAGGGGUUUCUUUGAUUACGAAACGAAUUAGGAGUAGUGAGUCUGAGUGUUCUAGCUUGUAUGGGAGGGCGGAUAGUAAUUCUGGAUUAGGGAGCCCACGUCAAAGGCUUUUGCAGAGUCUGGGAAGUGGAAUACGAACAAAUGGCUUGAAAAUCAAGGAGUCAGAAUGGCCGCAGGAAGAAAGUAAUUGCGUUUUUGCAGCUCUAGUUGGUAAAAGGUUGAUUUUAUUUGAAGUUGUUUUAGGUCGUCGAACUGGUAGAAACGAGCGAGGUGUUAAUGAUGCCAAUGAGUCUCUUCUAAUUUUGAAAGAGUUACAGUGUACUGAAGGAGUUUCAACAAUGGUGUGGCUCAAUGAUUCAAUAAUCGUUGGAACGGCUAGUGGCUAUUAUCUCGUUUCAUGUGUUACAGGAGCGAAUAGUUUAAUAUUCAAAUUACCAGAGUUAUCGAGUCCUCCAUGCCUUAAAUUGUUGCAGAAAGAGUGGAAAGUGCUACUAUUGAUGGAUAGAGUAGGCAUCACUGUUAAUGCGUACGGUCAACCCGUCGGUGGGAGUCUCGUGUUUCAUGAUCUUCCAAAUUCUGUUGCUGAGAUAUCUUCGUAUGUGGUUGUUGCAAGUAGUGGGCAGCUGAAGUUGUAUCAUAGGAAUACUGGUAGUUGUAUUCAAACUAUUACUUUUAAUGGAAACGGAAUUGAGCCUUGCAUUGUUGCAGACGAGGAAGAUGGCAGUGGUGAUGUUAUUGCCGUUGCUGUGACUAACAAGGUUAUGUGCUAUAAAAAAGUGCCUUGUGAUGAACAAAUUAAAGAUUUGCUGAGAAGGAAGAAUUUUAAGGAAGCAAUCUCUUUGGCUGAGGACCUAGAGUGUGCAGGUGAAAUGUCCAAGGAUAUGCUAUACUUUGUUCAUGCUCAAAUUGGAUUUCUCUUGCUUUUUGACUUGCAAUUUGAGGAAGCUGUAAAUCACUUUUUGCAAUCUGAGACAAUGCAGCCUUCUGAAAUAUUUCCAUUUGUGAUGAAGGACCCAAAUCGUUGGUCCCUGCUGAUUCCCAGAAAUCGGUAUUGGGCAAUGCAUCCUCCCCCUUCUCCUUUUGAAGAUGUUAUAGACGAUGGCUUGCUUGCCAUCCAAAGAGCCACAUUUCUUAAAAAAGUAGGAGUAGAAACUGCUGUAAAUGAGGAUUUUCUCUUGAAUCCACCAAGUAGGUCAGAUUUGUUGGAGUCAGCCGUAAAACAUAUUGUCAGGUACUUCGAGGCAUCCCGCCAAAAAGAAUUAACAUCAGCCGUUAGAGAGGGAGUUGACACUCUAUUAAUGUGCCUAUAUAGAACUUUAAAUUCUAUUGAUAAGAUGGAAGAACUGGCAUCUUCGGCAAACAGUUGCGUUGUGGAGGAGUUGGAAUCUUUAUUAGAGGACUCUGGACAUUUGCGUACACUUGCUUUCCUUUAUGCAAGUAAAGGGAUGAGCUCAAAGGCUCUUGCUAUUUGGCGUAUCUUGGGAAGAAAUUAUCCAUCUCGCCUUUUGAAGGACUCCUCUAUGGAUGAAGGUACUCUGGAUAACAAUGUUGUAGAUAUAUCUGGUAAGGAAACGGCUGCUGCAGAGGCAUCAAAGAUUCUCGAGGAGUCGUCUGAUCAAGCAUUGGUUCUUCAGCACCUUGGAUGGAUUGCAGACAUCAACCAGCAUUUUGCUACUCAGAUUUUGACAUCAGAAAAAAGAUCAUCUCAAUUGUCACCAGAUGACAUAAUAAGGGCUAUUGAUCCCAAGAAGGUAGAAAUUCUUCAAAGGUAUAUUCAGUGGUUGAUCGAAGAGAAAGAGUCUUGUGAUCCUCACUUCCACUCACUAUAUGCUCUCUCAUUAGCCAAAUCAGCAGUUGAAGUCGAAAGUACUCAAAACCUUGAUUCAUCAUCAGACACAAAAAUUUCUGAUCAGAGAAUUAACUCAAUGUUUGAACAGCCAAUCCGAGAAAGGUUACAGAUCUUUUUACAGUCUUCAGAUUUGUAUGAUCCAGAAGAGGUUCUAGACUUGAUUGAAGGAUCAGAAUUAUGGUUGGAAAAGGCUAUUCUAUACCGGAAACUAGGGCAAGAGGCGUUGGUCCUCCGGAUUCUAGCCUUGAAACUUGAAGACAGUGAAGCUGCUGAGCAGUACUGUGCUGAAAUUGGCAGAUCAGAUGCCUACAUGCAGUUACUGGAUAUGUAUUUGGAUCCUCAAAAUGGUAAGGAGCCUAUGUUUAAAGCUGCUGUUCGCCUUCUCCACAACCAUGGAGAAUUUUUGGAUCCUUUGCGAGUCUUAGAGACUUUAUCGCCAGAUAUGCCGCUUCAAAUUGCUUCAGAAACAAUAUUAAAAGUGUUGAGAGCUCGAGUUCAUCACCACCGUCAAGGACAGAUUUUACAUAGUACUUCCCGUGCUCUAGACCUUGAGGCGAGGUUGGCCAGAUUGGAGGAAAGAUCAAGGCAUGUUCAGAUCAAUGAUGAGAGCCUCUGUGAUUCUUGUCAUGCACGCCUUGGAACUAAAUUGUUCGCAAUGUACCCCGAUGACACAAUUGUCUGUUACAAGUGCUACCGUCGACAGGGCGAGUCGACAUCGGUGACUGGCCGCAACUUCAAACAAGAUAUCCUGAUCAAACCUGGCUGGCUAGUAAUGGAUUAGUUUUGGAAACUCAAAUCAAAGCUUGGGAGUCUUGAAAUGUUAGCCAAUUUUUGAUAUGUUAGAGAGCUCAAGAAAAUAACUAAGAGACAGCUUCCCUGCUAACUUAUGCAGCACCUCUAGAUUACUUCUAAAUGAUGAGAUAUGGUUACUGUAAAUCUUAGUGAGAUGUAUAUUUAUUUUCGUGAAGCUUUCGAUUUCUGAGGAAUCUGUGGGUUGAAGAAUUCAGUGCCAA